CUCCCACUCUCACUCCCCCUCCCGCUCCAACCAAAUCUCGCCUCCGCUCCCCCCCCAGAUCCAGCCCGCCCGCCCGCCAUGUCCUCCUCCGACCAGGAGGACCACGACGAGGACGCCCCCCUUGUCCGCGACCCGUCCCCCUCCUCCUCCCGCCACCCCUCCCGCGCCUCCGCCUCCGCCGUCGGCGAGGUGCCCGUCUCGCAGUCGCUCAUCAAGGCGGCCAGCAACGUGUGCUUCUCCUUCUUCGUGCUCGCCGUGCUCGCCGUCACCGUCGUCGCCGUCACCUACCAGCCGCCCGACCCCUGGCUCCAGUCCUCCGCCGCCAUCACCACCUCCCUCGCCCGCGUCCUCCCCAACUCCUCCUUCCUCCAGCCCGACGACUCGCUCCUCCCCACUGGCGAGGACUUCCCCUCCCCCUCCGCUGCCCCCGGCGCCGCCGCCGCCGCCCAGCGCGACGCCGCCGACCAGGCCCUCACCUCGGCGGGCGGCAACGCCACCGCGGGGACCUGCGACCCGGACGCCCCGCUCAACUGCACCGACCCGCGCGUGCUCGCCGCCGUCAAGGCCUUCAACGCCAAGGCCUUCUUCCGCAGGUCCAUCGUCUUCCUCAGCUACGAGGCGCCCGUGCGCGGCCCCAAGCCCGGCCAGUGCGACGUGGCCUGGCGCUUCCGGAACCGCCGCGAGAAGUCCUGGCGCCGGUACAGGGACUACCGCCGCUUCGAGCUCACCCCCGGCGACGGAUGCGCGCUCGACAUCACCAAGGUCGGCAAGUUCAGGUCCGGGAAGAACGCGGCUCGCCCGCCCCGCCCCAAGGGUCCCAAGAAACCGCGCGUCGCGGCGCCGCCGGUGGAUGCGGAGAUCAACGACACGAUCCCCCUCGUCGGGUCGGAGGCAGAGUUCAGGAGAGGCAAGUACCUCUACUACAUGAGAGGCGGUGACCACUGCAAGAGCAUGAACCAGUUCAUUUGGAGCUUCCUGUGCGGGCUCGGCGAGGCCAAGUUCCUGAACCGGACGUUCGUGAUGGAUUUGAACAUGUGCUUGUCCGGGGCUCACACAGAGGACGGCAAGGAUGUGGAUGGCAAGGACUUUAGGUACUAUUUUGAUUUCGAGCACCUCAAGGAGUCGGUGUCUCUGGUGGAGGAAGGGAAUUUCUUGAAGGAUUGGCGGCGCUGGGACAAGAAGAAGGGCCCGGGCCGGAUCUCGGUGCGCAAGGUGCCCACAUACAAGGUGACCCCAAUGCAGCUGAAGAGGGACAAGAGCAACAUCAUUUGGAGGCAGUUUGAUGGGCAUGAGCCCGAGAACUACUGGUACAGGGUCUGCGAGGGGCGAGCUGCCAAGGUCAUCCAGAGGCCUUGGUAUGCCAUUUGGAAGUCCAAGAGGCUGAUGAACAUUGUAACUGAGAUUGCAGGCAGGAUGGAUUGGGACUACGAUGGUUUGCAUGUGGUCCGAGGGUGGAAGGCAAUGAACAAGAAGAUGUAUCCGAACUUGGACGCGGACACAUCACCCGACGCGAUCGUAGAUAAGGUGACCAAGCUUAUCAAGCCGUGGCGGAACCUCUACAUCGCAACCAAUGAGCCAUUCUACAACUACUUCGACAAGCUCAGGUCACACUACCAUGUGCAUUUGCUUGAUGAUUAUAAGGAGCUUUGGUCGAAUACGAGCGAGUGGUACAACGAGACGACAGCAAUCAAUAAUGGGAAGGACGUGCCGUUCGAUGCGUACAUGAAGGUGAUUGUGGACACUGAGGUAUUCUACAGAUCAAAGGCAAAGGUUGAAACGUUUAACAACCUGACGAGAGAUUGCAAAGAUGGAAUCAACACGUGCAAUUUGUGACACAUGGGUUCAUGGUGUGAUAAUUACCGGUGUCCAUAUACUCCUACUGGCUGGCGCAAUGGAACUUGGGCGGACUUCAUCCAGGGUUUGUCAUAUUAGGCAUAAUAUCUUGAUGCCGCUUGUCAGUCAUAGCAUGCUCAGUUGAUUGCAUUACAUGUGCAUCUAAAUUAUGUGCCCUCCAUUCUUUUUGUAUAAUUUACCACUGUGCUCAAACCUGCAAAAUCCAAAAUAGUAUCUACUUCUUAGUGUCUGGACUUCUGCAGUAUCUCUGAGUCCCCAUUAAUUAGCUUGGGGUUUCUCUUCAUUUAUUGUAUGUUUCCAUAUGUGUGUUGCUAAAUAUUCUCUAGUCGGAAAUGAACUUUCAGAAAAUUAUA
Molecule: messenger RNA, 2207 nt
Organism: Aegilops tauschii subsp. strangulata
Lineage: Eukaryota; Viridiplantae; Streptophyta; Magnoliopsida; Poales; Poaceae
Cellular component (GO): Golgi apparatus
Source: RefSeq, a predicted model, not a curated record